UUGCAAAUGCAAAUUUAUUUAAUUUUUCCAUUAAAAGCCCGUGUUUCAAGUGCUAUUUUCUGCACAAUACUGGAAGCAGUCAAGUUAUAAUGUUACUAUUUUCUUUAGUUUGGUUAAUCCUUUUGGAUCGUUCCGCUUUCAAUCAGGCAGCAAAUCGCGGUUACAAUUUCGAAGUUCUAAAUCUAACAUGCAGCCGUAGGGGUGACCUACUCAAGGAUAUGAAAUGUAGUUUUGUCUAAAUUGCCACUAAUCGUUAUAGUUUCGACAUUUAUAUGUCGGUGACACGCCAGCUGGCCCAGAAUGCUGAAGUUGCCAUUAAAAUUUACGUUCAACCACCAAAGGGUAAUAAAGUUAUCCAAUUUCUGAAUAUCAAAUUGAAUAUUUGCGAGACCCUGAAAAGACAAAAUAUAGCGGUGCCCCUGAUUCGAUAUUUUUUCAAUGAGAUUAUGCGAAAAAGUAAUAUGCCAUUUUCUUGUCCCAUUGUGAAGGACUUUGCCUACAACUUGACCAACUUCAUCUUGACCGAUUCCAUUUUUCCCGUCUAUACGUUUUAUGUGAAUUUCAAUUUUUCCCUGAAUUUUAUGAAUGAUUACAAAUCCUUUGGUGAAAUGCUGCUAGAGGGACGCACUGUACCGAAAUGAUUUGUCUUUUAUGUACCCAAUAUAGAAUUGAUGUUGUAUU
Musca domestica (house fly) is the source of this 681-nucleotide messenger RNA. RefSeq lists its product as uncharacterized. Lineage: Eukaryota; Metazoa; Arthropoda; Insecta; Diptera; Muscidae. The record is from RefSeq and is a predicted model, not a curated record. Bases 273 to 641 code for a protein of 122 amino acids. The transcript has 3 exons.